This is a messenger RNA of Chlorella variabilis, 2415 nucleotides long. RefSeq lists its product as hypothetical. The coding region runs from base 1 to 2415 and encodes 804 amino acids. The transcript has 8 exons. The record is from RefSeq and is a predicted model, not a curated record. Gene Ontology annotation, molecular function: protein binding. Lineage: Eukaryota; Viridiplantae; Chlorophyta; Trebouxiophyceae; Chlorellales; Chlorellaceae.
AUGUUUUUCGAGGGCUCCAUAGCAGAGGCGAUCGCAACCUCGCGGCGGGAGGUCAAGCCCCUUGUUGUGCUGCUCACAGGCUUCGACCAGGGCAGCCGCCAGGUGCAGGACGCCCUGAUCGAGCUGGGGCAGGAGGAGUUUGCGGCCGGCUCCAUCGUUCUGGCGCUCGAGGAUGACCUCACCAACACUGACCGCACCCAGUUUGCCGACGCAAAACACUUCCGCGCCUUCUGCCCGGUGGAGGCGCUGCCCACGGUGGUUAUGGUAUCGCCAGCUGGCGCCACGUUGGCCAAGGUGGCGGGGGUGGCGUCUGCCGCGCAGCUGCGCCAGCGCCUGGCCGACGCAUACGCCGCCUUCCGCACGCAGCAGCUACAGAUGAUGGCGCUGGCAGUGGCCGCCGCGGCGCCGCCGCAGCCGCCGCAGCCGCAGCCGCAGCCGCAGCCGGCGGCCGCCGCGGUCGCGCAGGCGUCGGCUGCGCAGGCGGGGUUUGCGCAGGCGGGGUCUGCGGCGGAGGCUGGGGAUGAGGCCAUGGAUGAUCUGCCGGACUUAGUCGAGGAUUGGGAGGAGGAGGAGGCGCCGCCGGCCGCGGCCGCUCCUGCUGCUGCUGCCCCUGCACCCGCCGCAGCAGCAGCGGCAGCAGCAGCAGCAGCAGGGGGAGCGGCAGCGGCGCCAGCGGCGGCCCCAGGCUCUGCGGCGGCGCCAGGCUCAGCGGCGGCGGCGGCAGAAGCCGAGGCGGCGGCGGCGGCGGCGGCAGCUUCCGAGGAGGUUCCGCCGCCCGACCCGGCCUCCCAGCCGUACCGCCUUCAGUUUAAGUUCACCGAUGCCAGCGUGCUGCGGGGCGACUUCACGGCAGCUUCCACCCUGGCCCAGGUGUUUGCCUGGCUGGACGGCCAGCGCGCGGUGGCGGGCAAGUGCCGCGGCUUGGCAUACGUUCUGGUGCAGGCGGCGCCAAGGGUGGUGGUAGGCGCCGCCCAGGAGGGCCUGGCGUUGGCGGCGGCGGGCAUCCAACCCCGCACCUCGCUGCAAGUCAUCCCUCACGCGGCGCUCGGCCACCGCCCGCCCCAACCCGAGCCCACACCCGAGGCCGCACCCGAGCCGCAGCCCAUGGCUGUGGAUGCGCCGGCGGCGGCGGCGGCGGAGCCGUCGCCUGCGGCUGCAGACACACGGCAGCAGCCCGCGGCGACGGCAGCGGCCGGCGGCAUCGCAGGCGUGCGGGGGCAGCUGCAGCAGGUGCGCGCGGAGGCGGCGGCGGCCUCCGCUGCGGCUACGGCGGCUGCGGCGGCUGCGCGGCCCUCGGCUGCCCGCCGUCCGCCGCCCGCGGUGGCUGCACCCGCGCCGGCGCUGCCGCCGCCGUCCGAGAUCCAGCUGCAGGUGCGGCUGAGCAACGGCGACGUGCUGCGCCGCGCUUUCCAGCCGGAUGCCAGGCUGGCGGCGGUGCUGGACUGGCUGGAUGCGGCCCGCACAGACAGGGGCGCCUACAAGCUGUGCCAGACCUUCCCCAAGCGCGCUUUCUUCUCCGGAGACCUGGGCAGGACGCUGCUGGAGCUGGGCUUUGAUGCCCGCACCUCGCUGCAGCUGGAGCUGCUGCCGCCGCGGUCCAAGGGCAAGCUCGCCGCGCCGGCCGCAGCCCCGGCCCCCGCCCCCAUUGCCGCGGUGCAGUCCAGGGCUGCUGCUGCGGCUGCUGCGGCGGCGGCUGCUGCGGCAGCAGAGGCCGAGGCAGCCAAGCUACCUGACGUGUAUACCCUGCAGUUCAAGCUGACCAACGGCGAGCAGCUGCGCGGCAGCUUCCCGCCCGAGUCCCGCCUCCAGGAGGUGUGCCACUACCUCGACUCGCACCGCACAGAUGGCGGGGUGCCGUACCGCCUGGUACUGCCCUUCCCCAAGCGCACCUUCCGGGCGGAUGACCUGCCGCAGCAGCUGCACUCGCUGGGCCUGCAGCCGCGGCAGCUGCUGCUACUGGAGCCGCUGGGUGGCGGCGCCGGGGGCGGCGGCGGUACCGGCUGGUCCCUGCGCGGCGCCCUUGGUACCGCAGCUUCCUACUUCAACCCCUACAGCUACCUGCGCGGCGGCGCGGCGGGCACGCCACGCGAGCAGGCCGCCGCCGCCGCGGCCGAGGAGGUGCAGGCGUCGGCGUCUGCGGCGGCGGCCGGCACGGCUGCGCGGGGGCAGGGCGCCGCACCGGACGCGCUGCUGCCCUCCGGCGGCGGCGGCGGCGGCGGCCAGCAGCGCGGCGCGCGCAAGCGGGCCCUGGGCGGCGCUCCGGCAGCCGCCGCGGCAGGACCCAACAUCCAUACCCUCGGCAGCAGUACCGGUACCGGCAGGGAGGAUGGGCAGGACGACCCGGGAGCCAACAAGUACUGGAACGGCAACUCUACUGAGUUUGGGGGGCCGCCGCCGCCGCCCGGGGAGCAGUAG